AUGGACAACAUCUUGGAGAUUCUACAGACCAUUCAUAUUGGUGUAGACGUUGCAACUUUCCUUUUCAACACUGGACGUAUUAUAAAAGCAGUAGACAUCUGUAACGAAUGUUUGGUGCUCCUUAACGGUAAAGCCCUAGAGACAAUCAAAGAACUUACCACACCACUUCUUAUCUAUGUAUACCGUAAACUUCUUGAUGGCUAUACUCGUGUGUACGAUCACACCCGUGCGACAGAAUGUGGUAAAAAGCUUCUAGUGACACUACACAAUACAGGCCAAAAAGAAGAAGAAGGGAUGACAUUACUUAAACUAGCGAACAUCUACUAUCAAACAUGCAAAUACGAGGAAGCAAAACAGUUUUACGAGAAGGCACUCAGCAUCAUGAUUAAGGCUGGAAAUAAUCACAGAGUUGGAAUAUGUUACGGAAAUCUAGGAACUGUGUUUGAAUCUGUUGGUCAAUAUACCAAGGCUGAAGAAUACCUUCGAAAAGCACUAGUGAUCAGCAAAGAAAUCGGUGACAAACGAGGAGAAGCAUCUGCUUACGGAAAUCUAGGAACUGUGUUUGAAUCUGUUGGUCAAUAUACCAAGGCUGAAGAAUACCUUCAAAAAGCACUAGUGAUCAGGAAAGAAAUCGGUGACAAACGAGGAGAAGCAGCAGAUUACGGAAAUCUAGGAACUGUGUUUGAAUCUGUUGGUCAAUAUACCAAGGCUGAAGAAUACCUUCAAAAAGCAUUAGUGAUCAGGAAAGAAAUCGGUGACAAACGAGGAGAAGCAUCUGCUUACGGAAAUCUAGGAACUGUGUUUGAAUCUGUUGGUCAAUAUACCAAGGCUGAAGAAUACCUUCAAAAAGCACUAGUGAUCAAGAAAGAAAUCGGUGACAAAAAUGGAGAAGCAUCAGCUUACGGAAAUCUAGGAACUGUGUUUGAAUCUGUUGGUCAAUAUACCAAGGCUGAAGAAUACCUUCAAAAAGCAUUAGUGAUCAGGAAAGAAAUCGGUGACAAAGAAGGAGAAGCAGCAGAUUACGGAAAUCUAGGAACUGUGUUUCUUUCUAUUGGUCAAUAUACCAAGGCUGAAGAAUACCUUCAAAAAGCGCUAGUGAUAAGAAAAGAAAUCGGUGACAAAGAAGGAGAAGCAGCAGAUUACGGAAAUCUAGGAAUUGUGUUUGAAUCUGUUGGUCAGUAUACCAAGGCUGAAGAAUACCUUCAAAAAGCACUAGUGAUCAGGAAAGAAAUCGGUGACAAAGAAGGAGAAGCAUCAGAUUACGGAAAUCUAGGAAUUGUGUUUCAAUCUGUUGGUCAAUAUACCAAGGCUGAAGAAUACCUUCAAAAAGCACUAGUGAUCAGGAAAGAAAUCGGUGACAAAGAAGGAGAAGCAGCAGAUUACGGAAAUCUAGGAACUGUGUUUGAAUCUGUUGGUCAAUAUACCAAGGCUGAAGAAUACCUUCAAAAAGCACUAGUGAUCAGGAAAGAAAUCGGUGACAAAGAAGGAGAAGCAGCAGAUUACGGAAAUCUAGGAACUGUGUUUCAAUCUGUUGGUCAAUAUACCAAGGCUGAAGAAUACCUUCAAAAAGCACUAGUGAUCAAACAAGAAAUCGGAGACAAAGCUGGUGUUGGAGCUUCAUACUUAAAUCUGGCAAAACUUUGUCCAGAAUUUCAACUUACUGCAAAGAGUCAAGAAUUUGCUAAUAAAGCACUUGAGAUAAGUUACGAAAUAGGGGACAUUGAAAUGCAGUUUAACAGCCACCUUACCAUUGCUCUGAACGAGUUAGUGGCAGGAGGAAGCAUAACCAAACUUCUGCGAAAUCUGUAUGAAAGCAUUCAGAAGUGCGAAGAAAUGCAUGAUUUUUUAAGAGCGAAAGAUCAAUUCAAAAUUUCUUUUUUUGAUGAGCAUGUGUCCCCUUACCUUCUUCUUUGUAGGUUGUUAAUUGCUACAGGCAAUUAUUAUGAAGCUCUUUACGUUGCCGAGCUUGGACGAUCCAGAGCACUGACAGACGUACUUUCAGAUAAUUACUCUGUGGAAAAAGGGGUAUCAGCCAACCCACAGUCAUGGAUUGGUAUUGAGAACAUUAUGAACAAAAAUGCACUUAGUUCUUGUCUUUAUGUUUCCUGCUUCGGGGAUAAUAUGUACUUUUGGAUCCUCAAGCCAAACAAAAUGAUAGCUUUUCGACAAACGAGACUCAAAGAAAGUGCAGAUAAAGUGUUUGGAAAUCAGACACUUGGUGGCUCUCUUGAUUUACGUCAAGACCAAUGCGAAGAUCGAUCAUUAUUUUCAUGUGUAAGUUCCCCGCUAUCAUGCGAACAAUCUCAGAGUGACAGUUCCGAAUCUUUGCGUCUUAUCGAAGAAGGGGAAGACGAAAAUCACGACUCUAAACCUUUAACCCUUGCUGUUGGUUACACCAUGAUAGUCGCUCCUGUAGCUGACUUACUCCAAGAAUCAGAAAUCAUUAUUAUACCGGAUAACUUGUUGUAUCCUAUUCCUUUUGCUGCUUUAAAGGAUGGUAAUGGAAAGUAUUUAUCGGAUACUUUCAGGAUUCGCAUUGCCCCUUCCUUGACGACUCUUAAGUUGAUUCAGCUCAGUCCAGCAGACUACCAUAGUAAAACUGGUGCACUGAUCGUAGGAGAGCCAGAGGUUAGUAUUGUAUACUACCAAGGAAAAAGUCGACAGUUACCGCCACUGCCUGGGGCGAGAAAGGAAGCAGAGAUGAUCGGGCGACUGCUCGGUGUUCAACCGUUGCUUGGAAAGGAUGCAACUAAGAAGGCAGUCCUGGAAAGCAUGCAUUCAGUAAGUCUCAUUCACUUCGCUGCUCAUGGUUAUGCCGAACGUGGAGAAAUAGCUCUUUCCCCUAUAAGCUCCUGCGGAACUCCACACGAAGAAGACUACUUAUUAACGAUGGCUGAAAUUUCACAAGUUCGACUAACAGCCGAGCUGGUUGUCCUUAGCUGCUGUCAUAGUGCACGUGGUCAGAUCAGAGCUGAGGGAAUUGUUGGAAUCGCUCGAGCAUUUCUAGCAUCGGGUGCACGCGCCGUGCUGGCGGCGCUGUGGGCUGUAGAUGACGAAGCUACUAUGUGGUUUAUGAAUUGUUUUUACCAGCACCUUGUUCGUGGUGAAAGUGCCAGUGAAUCUCUUCAUCAGGCCAUGAAGUCGAUGAGAGAGACUCGCUUUCCUGACGUCAAGCAGUGGGCACCCUUUAUGCUGAUUGGAGAUAAUGUGACAUUCAAAGGUUUGUAUUUGAAAUCAUUUUUAGGUUUUUUAGUUAUCUUAAUCAAAAUUUGUGAAAUUGAUGUUCGUGACACUACGCAUCAUUUUGAAAUAUAUUAUUAAGGGAGUUAUGAUGAAUUUUCUUAGUUUUUUUAUUGUGUUUUCCAACCCUUUUCAUAGAAGUGAGGCAACUGGAGAGAAGGCCGAAUUCAAUUAGUCUCCGAUUUUUAUGGAAUAUUUCGUAAAGCAUGCUCGAUUCUCUAACUAACUAAAAUGAAAAUGUAAAAAACGAUAUUUGAGAUUCCAAAUAGCAUACGAAAACAAUUUACAGUGAAACCUGUAUUAAUCGGACACCCUUGGGGAAUGCUGUAGUGUCCGCUUAAUACGGUGGCCGCUUAAUACAGGUUUCACUGUAUUAAUAAAUCAUACAGAAGAGAAGUAAGUGUUAAACACAGUUUUUCUUGAGGGUGUACCUGAUAAAAGACAAAAUGUAGCCUGUUCCAGGCUCCGCCACUGAGUCGCUCCGCACGCCUUUCACCGCUUCAUCCCUACUAUCUGAGAGCCUGGAACAGGCUAAAAAACGCUGCUAGUAUUUUUAGUCUUAAAAAGAUUCAUUCUCUGGGAACCAGAGAAAGCUCAGAGGGUAUACGCACUAAUUACCAGUGGGCGGGAGUUUAAAAGCAGACGGGAAGAUUCCCUGGGCACUUAAUCUAGCCCAAGCAGCUGCAGGAGCAUUUGAUUUUGCAACUUCUAUUUUAUACAGGUAUUUUUCUGGCAAAUGAGCUAAGGGCAACUCCCUUGUCGAUUUCGUGUGUUCUUAAAAGGAGGUUUUUUGUCAUCAAUCGCCUCUUUUAUGAUGCUUGUUCCGCGGAGAAGUCAAAGGAUUUAAUAUGCCCCCAAGAAAGUAUUUCAUUCGAUUCGAUUGGGUUUUACAAUACGUUUUGCUUUAGUUCUCUUCGUAGUUGCGAUUUUGUGCCAGAGGAGAUGGCUGAUAUUCUGGGCAACCAUUGCACAGGCUGCUUGGGCUGCUCGGGCGGCAAUGGAUGGUAUGGCUGGCUUGAUAUCAAUCUCCUGCUUCAAACUAUAAUCUGAUCAGUAUACAAAAAGGAAACGAAUCGAAGGAAUUUGAAAAAAAGUAAAAUAUUCUCACUGCAUACAUAAUUGGCCGGGGACGGGGAAAUUAAGUAACUCUUUUAAAUUCUCGUGGCAUGAUGCAUUGAGGCCCUUGGUUAGAAUUGCUUAGUUUUUGCCCGCUUCUUGGCUAGUUCAACGGGGUUCAGUGGAAGUGACUUAGAAGUUUCGCCCCUCCCACCUCCCCUGGUGGCGGUUGACGUCGCUUACUCUCAUUAUUCGGCAUGCCUAUUGUCCUGGCAGUCGCGGUUGCCUCCCACAACUUAUUUCUCCGUGUCGGAACAAUAGGUAUGCGGUGCGAAUAUUAUACGAACCACAUUUAAGCUGAAAGUAAUACAAUAUGACUUUACUGAAUUUUUAGCAUAUAAAUGAUUCCUCAAAAUGUAAAGGUUUUGUUAUUUGUUUGACUUUGAAAAAAUCUGUGCCAGAUGUUUAGGUAAAACAUUUAGCGCAACGAGCAACAGAAACAUGUUGAUCGAUGGCUAAAAUACAUCGUGCAAAGAAAACAUACGAAAAGGAACCGUCAUGAUUAGUUUCUUUUUAUUUGCAUCGCAGGUGCAUUUGAUAAGAGUAGUUUGGAAGAUGGCGAAGGUGCAACGGAAACAAAGAACUGA
Messenger RNA from Porites evermanni, 4943 nucleotides. The record is from the annotation of a GenBank genome assembly. NCBI's taxonomy places the organism in Eukaryota, Metazoa, Cnidaria, Anthozoa, Scleractinia, Poritidae.